AUGGUUGCCGAAAGCUUUUGCCCGAAGCAAAACGAUCAUGUACCUUUCAUUCUAGGUCUUCAACCAUCCGCACUCGUUGACAGCGUCGCUCGUGUCGAUUGCUCCUUGCUCGAUCGGAUUCCCGGCGAACGCGGUGGCUCCAUUCCCGUUGCGAUUGAAGAGCUUGAAGAUAUACUCAAGGAAGUUGAAACUAGUCUUCGUGAUGAGGCUAAUGAUGAUUCGAGUUCUUCUAGGAUGAAAACUAUGGCUGGUGGUAGUGUUGCUAAUACCAUUCGCGGUCUUAGUAGUGGUUUUGGAAUUUCUAGUGGAAUUAUUGGAGCUUGUGGAGAUGAUGAACAAGGGCAAUUGUUUGUUAAUAAUAUGUCGUCUCAUGGUGUUGAUCUUUCUAGACUCCGGAAGAAGAAAGGACAUACUGCACAGUGUGUUUGCUUGGUAGAUGAAUUGGCUAAUCGAACAAUGCGGCCUUGUCUCUCAAAUGCUGUCAAAGUACAGGCUCAAGAGUUGACGAAAGAGGAUUUCAAAGGCUCCAAGUGGUUGGUGUUGAGAUAUGCGGUACUCAAUUUGGAAGUUAUUCAAGCGGCCAUUGAUUUGGCCAAACAGGAAGGUCUUCUUGUUUCCUUGGACUUGGCCAGUUUUGAGAUGGUUAGGAACUUUAAAUUACCACUUCUGAAGUUGCUGGAAUCUGGAAACAUAGAUCUCUGCUUUGCCAAUGAGGAUGAGGCAACAGAACUUUUAAGUUUUAGGGGCGAACAGAAUGCUGAUCCAAUAGCCGCCGUAGAAUUUCUUGCCAAAUACUGCGAAUGGGCUGUGGUAACAUUGGGAUCUAAUGGAUGCAUUGCUAGACAUGGGAAGGAGAUGAUACGUGUCUCGGCGAUAGGAGAAUCAAAGGCAACUGAUGCUACAGGAGCAGGAGACCUUUUUGCAAGUGGAUUUUUGUACGGAGUAGUUAAGGGUUUGUCACUAGAAGAAUGCUGUAAAGUAGGCACAUGUAGUGGUGGAUCUGUCAUCCGAUCUCUUGGUGGUGAGGUAACAUUAGAGAAUUGGCAAUGGAUGUACAAGCAGAUGCAAGUGAAGGGUCUUCCCACACCUGAGGGCUUAUGA
Messenger RNA from Vicia faba (fava bean), 1101 nucleotides. The record is from the annotation of a GenBank genome assembly. NCBI's taxonomy places the organism in Eukaryota, Viridiplantae, Streptophyta, Magnoliopsida, Fabales, Fabaceae.